Molecule: messenger RNA, 1486 nt
Organism: Chara braunii
Lineage: Eukaryota; Viridiplantae; Streptophyta; Charophyceae; Charales; Characeae
Source: the annotation of a GenBank genome assembly
ACAGGGUCCUACCCUGUGGUCUUCAGGGAGUGAGUCAAUAGGUCAGUGUGUCCGGGUAGGUCUACGUGGUGAGGAGUGGGACCCCUGUCGUGCACCAACACCACGAUGGAUGACUAUCCGAUGUAUGGGCUACUUGUUGGGUUCUCCCUCUGGGGGACCCUCUGGCGUCUCCUCUUCCCUCUCGGCUUUUGGCCCACUGUUGCGUGUAGAGUAGGGCCCACUCGGGGUGGUACUUCCACCAACCCUUACACGAAGGAGGAGGAGGAGAAGAUGGCCGUCAUUCUGCAGGAGAAGAAGGAGAAGAAGGAGGCCAAGAAGAAGGCCUUGAAGGAGGAGCAGGCGGCCAAAUUGAAGAAGAUAGAAGAAGAGAUGGCCARAGAGAAGGAGAGGAUACGAAAGGAGGAAGAAGAGAAGUUGAAAGAAGUGGAAGAGGAGGAGGAAGAUGAAACACCAUUGCAGAGGAAGAGGGUGCAGUACAGUGGUAGUAGGGAUGAAGAGAUGGAGAAGCGAAUCUCCRAGUGGGUAGCCAACUURUCCCUGGGCGAAGAAGAAGAGGUGGCGAUGUACAUCUCCAAGGAUGACCAAGAAGCCGCUAUGAGGGUCUGGGAAGCAGAAAAGGAUGUUGUGAAGCGGCAGGCAUUGGAAGACGAAAAGAGGAUGGAGUGGAAGUUGGCAGUGAUGAGGGAGAAGAAGAGGAGAGUGGACGUGGUAGCGGAGGCGGCAAAAGAUUUAGAGGAAGUAAAGAAUAUAGAAGAGCAACUGGCCGCCCAGACCGAACUCCCAGCUCAAAUGCGAGUCAUAGCCCGAAACGUUGCACGCCUGGCACGAAUUCAGGCGGAGCAAUAUGAUUUUACUCCCGAGGAGGAGGAAGCACGUCCUCCUCGUCAGGAACCGGUCAAAGUUAAAUUCCCUGAUUCCUACAGUGGAAAAAGGGAAGAGAACUUCGACAAUUGGGAGGCCAAUGUCAAGACCUAUAUGCAUCUGCAACAGGUCUCCCCGGAUCAGCAAGUUCUGAUUGCGAUUCACGCGCUCAGAGAUGAAGCCGCCAGCUUUGCAAGGUCCCUAGUUCGCGCUGCCAAUCGCAGCGAUGAUCCCGUUGCGUACUCCUCGUUCACUUCCCUCACUGAGUUCUUGAAGCUGUUGCGCGAGCUGAUGUCGCCCGUAACGUUAAAGCCUCAGACAGGCUGCAGACGAUCCACGCUCGUGAGUGGAAGAGCGCCAGGGCACUUAAGAGUACAAUGGUUGAACUGGUAGCUUUCCCUGACCACGCGGUUACAGACACCCAGUUGGUUGGCCUCUUUUAUCGGGCUAUACCCGAAGCCCUUCGAGGGCAUUUCUUUGCAAAGAGCGAAGACCCUGCCACUACAUACGAUUCCCUUAGUCGCGAAGUAUGCGUCUGUGUCCACUUUCUUGCACAAGGACUUGGACAAGGGUAAGCAAUGGAAGGGCCGCACUAUCUCAGGGCAAGUAAAGACCAAGGACAGCC